Antechinus flavipes (yellow-footed antechinus) is the source of this 22909-nucleotide messenger RNA. It is a transcript of the gene USF3, whose product is annotated as upstream transcription factor family member 3. The record is from RefSeq and is a predicted model, not a curated record. NCBI's taxonomy places the organism in Eukaryota, Metazoa, Chordata, Mammalia, Dasyuromorphia, Dasyuridae. The transcript is spliced from 7 exons. The coding region runs from base 10460 to 17167 and encodes 2235 amino acids. Gene Ontology annotation, molecular function: protein dimerization activity.
CUUUUUUUUUUUUUUUGAGGGUUGGGUGGGUAAAGGGUGGAAGAGGUAUCUUAUCUCUUAGUUUUACAGUUGGAGGGGAUAGAUGGUCCUUAAAAAAAAUUGGAUGUCAUAAUUUCAGAUUUACUUUUGAGUGAUUUUUAUGUCCUGCUUUCACAUUGAAGGGCAGAUAUUAACAAAUUGUUUGUGUAUUUCUCUUUUCUCCUCCUUCCUCCCAAAAUAGCAAUAUCUUGUCCUCUAAUUCACAGACAAGUUUUGUGUGUUUGUGGUGUUUGGGAUUUAAAAAAAAAAAAAAUCUGUGGGAUACUUAAUCCCCUGAAACAUUGCCUUGCACUCCACCUUUCAACCCUUCUGAGAUAUUUCUCAGGAGUUUGGAGCAUUGUUAACCCUGUAAGAAAUCUUAAGCUUGAUCCUUUUUUUUUUUUUUUUUUUUUUUUUUUUUAAAAAGCAAAUAUUUUCCCCUAAUCUUUGAAAGGGGGUGAAAAGUGUUAAGUCCUUUGGUCUCAGUAUUUUUGAGUUAAGCUUCUCUGCUUUUGCUGAUGAGUGGACUGGUUGUCUUGCAGGCUUAUCCUACCUGCUGCUGAUUGUUGCUAGUGGCAUUAAUUAUUUUUGGUGUAUGUGGGCUGGUAAGAUGUUAAUGAAGUUCUUACAUCCCAGCUAAAUACGUUUUCCUUAAUUAACCUAAAAGGUUUGGUGUGACUCACUUUCCUAUUUUCUGCAAACACCUCGUCUGCUUUUGGAAUCCUUGACAGUGGUCAGUCCCAGCCUUGGAAUUGAGCGAACACCCUUAUAUAAGUCAACCCUCCUAAAUUAACCUGGAUGUGCACAUACUUGGGUUAUUAAGGGACUGCUCAUCACUUAUUCACAAUAUCUGAAGUGAGGUUUAGAUGGGCUUAUGCAUGAUGAUCUGUGCAUUUGUCAGCUUUUUACCCCCUCCUUAAAAUUCAGCUGAUGCAAACUCCUAAACCUGUGGCCACUGGGAUUUGAGGUGCAGGGCAAAGAAUGUGUGCGAAUAAUUGUUCUGAGAAUUAUAUCACAGGAAUCCUAUGCUUACCCAUAACCUACCAGGAAACAUCCCAAAUUUGCUUACACCAUGUGCCUGCCUUGUUUUUGUUACAGGACAUUAGGGAAUGGAGGUGUUAAACAUGUUUCUACUCUUGAAAAUUGUUCUCCUAGAAGGUGUUAAAUAAUGCAAAUGUCACUGUGACUGCCUCUGCCCACUGAACUGGUUUUAUGCCAUAUCAUUUUAUGGCAUGUAAAAAGAGAGUAUUGACUGGUUGACUAUAAUACAUUAUUUUUGUGCUAACCAAGAACUAUGGGAAAUAGGUCUAUGAAAAUUAGAAUAUUUGCACAUGAUUUCAUGCUUCCCUCAUGAUCCUACUCCCUAUAUAUUUUAAUUUUGAGUUGCCAAUGUUGAUGCUUAAUAAUGCAAAUGUUAUUAUUUAGACUCUUGGAGAUAUAAUACAUAGGGUUUGAACUGUUUGUCCUUUGUUUUUAAGGAUACAGUCGAAUUAUAUUUUUGUCCUUUUAUGUAAAGUUUUUACACAUUUGAAGAGGUGACAGAUUCCACAGGUCCUUUGUCACACAUUUCAUAGCCAUCUUUUCAAGAGAUACUGUAUGAAAUCAUAACUUUAUUCACCUAGGAUCAUCUUGGGUGCCAUAAUUAAACGCUACCAAAAAAGGAAGAUCCUUAAUGAGAGUACUGAUUCUAGUCAUUGACCACACACUGGAUAUCUACAAAUGAGUUCCUGAUCCAGUCUACAGCAACUUAAAGCCUAAGUUGUGCAUAAAAGAGGCCCUAAUAUUCAUAUGUAGAUAAAAUUCAGAUUGUGGUUAUUAAGAAAACUGAGCUGUAAAACAUUCAGAUCACAGAAGCUUCCAGAAUUCAGUAUAGAUUGUAACAUGUAUAUGACUAAUCUGAGAUCAUUUUACUCCUCAUUUCUAAAACCAUUUACAGUGAAUCAUCAUUACUUAUGUGAAUGUGUCUCUAAAAGUGGUUAUUGACAAACUACAUGAAAGAGGAGCUGUCUCACUGUGAACCCCAAGUACAUAUAUAAAGGGGAAAGAAAAAACCCAAGUUUAAUAUAUAAGUAACCUCUUGUAGGGACACAGUUUCCCUCUGCUUCCUCCCUCUUCCCCCCUCCCUCCCAGUUUAAUUUGAAAGCUUUCAUAAUAGAAAAUUUUGAGGGAAGUAAAAGGCAGUAUUGGUCGUGAAAUUGGUAUUGAUAUUAAAUUUGUCCACUGAGGGAGAGGGCAAUUUGAGAGAAAAGUAAGUGAAGAAUGGUUCUUCUUAGUGAGGUCAACAGAAGCUUGAAAUGCAGUGUCCAGUAUGGAACUAUUAUUUGGGUACGUAAUAAAAUAUUACCUCUGGCAUUUAGUAAGAAAGGAGGAAUCCCAUUAAUUGGAAAACCACCAAAAAACAUCCAUUAGUGCUUUAACAGUUACAAAUUUAUAUAGGAUCUUAAUCAAAGUUUCCAGGGGGAAGAGCAUGCAAAGAAAAAUCUAUGCAAAUAACAUUCAUCCAGAUAGAGAUUGUGAGGAAAAUUGCUGUCAAAUUUUCCCAGCAACUUGGUCACCAGUUGAAACAAUAAAGAAUAUGUUGUCAUACACACAAAUACCAGGAAACUGUGCUGCAGGGCAGUGGGAAAGAAAAGCUCCCUCAUUUUUGGGGAGGGAAUAACUUUUUAAAAAUACUUAAGUGGCUGAGUUUACUUGGUGCAGUUAAGGAUUAAAUCUGUCAAUUUUAACAUGACAUUGCUGUUACAUCUGAAAUAAACUUAAGUGAUGUUUUGUUCUGGUAGUGCCCUGUGAUGUCUGAUAAACUAAAUUGAAACUCUUCCACUACAUUAUGAAGUUCAUAGGUAUGCCCAUUAAGUGUUUUGUAACCAAUUUCUUGACUUUCUUGUUCCUUUAAAAUUUCAACUAGAGACACUCCUCUUCAUUUUAUUGUGAAUUCCUAACUCAGAUUUAUUACAAUAUAUGUGUAUGUACAUAUAAAAUUUAAAGUUGGGUAGGGAGUGUACAUAUAACAUGGAAUCAUUAUCUAGAACAUCUUGUUGAGAUAAACAUUUAUUAAAAGAUCACCGUAUUGCAAGUUACUAUAAAAUUUUUUCAUCAAGCAUGUUUUUCAUAGCUCCUUCCCCUUUGGAAUUCAAACCACCAAACUUAGGUCAGAGUAAAUGUAUUCUGAGUUAGUCAUGUUUUGCUAUGUGUAGCUUUUCCCUUUCCAAGUAUGCCAUUUUAAAAGAAUAUAUACCUAAUGUGCAGUUUCAGUGAAAAAAAUUUGAUUUAAGCUCUAGUAUGUUGUUUGUGGAGUUUUAUGCUACUCUAAAGUUUUUUGGCUUUUAGGUGGCCCCUUAACUAGAAGUUUUCACUCUGCAUUGGGACUUAGUUUCUUGUUGAAUUAAAAUUAGUCGUGAUGAGUAUGAUUGCAAAUGUUCAGGUUGGGAGAGUACAGGGACUUGAUGCACUUAAUGAUCAGGGUUGCUAUUUUGUUUAUGUAGAAAUACAGAUCUAAAGAUGAAAGGGAAAAAAAACUCUAGAUAACAUCAGUUUUAUUCCAAACUUGAUAAAGUCAGGUCUUCUAACUUAAUGAAUAAAUGUGAAGGUAAUAUUUUUCUUGCUUUAAAAAGACUACUUUUCAAAUACUUGAUUUUUAAAAAAAGUUUCUUCCUCCUACCUAUUGUUGGUAAAAUCUUACAUUCUCAUAACCUAGUGUAGUAUUCAAAGUCAGUCUAAUUGGAAUUCUACCUCAUUUUUUAUACAAUAAAAAAUGGAACUCGAUACAAUUUUUUAAAUGCCUUCUGUGUCCUAGGCUCGGUAUUAAGUGCUGGGAACACAAAAGACAAUUCUUGGUCUGGAGGAGGAUUCUAAAUAUUAGAAAAUAUUUAGGAGUAAAAUGAUAAAAAAAAUUAAUUUAGAAUGUAGACCAUUUUAAAUAGCCUGCUAUUUCUUAUGGACAAAUUAUCCAGGUGAUUUUAGGUGCUUAUUUUUUCAAAAAUUUCACGAAAUAAGCAAGAAAUUCUAAUUUGAGAAUUGCAAAGGCAGUAAAAAUUCAGAGUAAGGAUGGAUUAUUGAUUGGUUGGUAUUAGCAUCCCUCAAUUAACUUGAGUAUCAUAAUGCACUAUAUAAAUAUGAGCCAUUGCUUAGAAUUUUUGCACUUUUAUGUGAGCUCUUUGAGUUAAGAUAGUGGUUAAUACUAUAAGAUGCUUGUGAGGGGAAGGAGGCAGCUAGGUGCUGCAAUAGCUACAGCACCAGUCUUAAAGUCAAGGAGGACCCCAAUUGAAAUCUGGUCUCACACUUAACACUUCCUAGCUGUGUGAUCCUGGUUAAGUCAUUUAGCCCCAAUUACCUCAGUAAAAAAGAGAAAAAAAAAGCUGGCACAGGACUGUUGUAGAAAGGUUUUUUGGUGUGUAUUUUCAGAGAGAAAACUUGGCUCCUAACAAUAUAGGCCCUUUGAUUAACAAUUAGGUAGAAAAUUGAUUUUUAUCAGCACAGAAUUUGGAUUAGGUAUUAAUUUCACAUUGUUGACUACACUUUAUAGAUAGCUGGAAUAAUAUCCUACAUUUAACUUUCCUUUUUAGUUUUAUAAGGCAAAAUCUGAACUUAAUAUCACCACAAGAAAGGAACGUAAGAUAGCCUUUAUCUUCUCAAACCCAAACGAAAAUUUCCAAGUUCAGUUAUUAAAAUGGCCAUUUCUUAAGGAAUCUAUAUUGCAUUUGGCUUUCAAAAAGGUAAACAGGCAAAAAGAUUCUGGAUUUUGAGCUGUGGAGGAGAGGUAUUUGAGGUAAUAGGGAAAGAGACCUGAGGAUCAAUUUUAUAUCGUCCCUGAGGUGACUUGCUUAAGAUCACAUAGCCAGGAAGUCCCGUGCUUUUUCUCUGCAAGUUUAGGUUUGACGAAUUAAAUCAUCUUUAUCAUGCCAUGAAAUAUAAGUGAGCCAUGUGGAAAGGAAUGGAUAUUGUAGAACAGGAGGAAGAUAUUUAAAAUAUUGAAAAAUGGAGCAUAAUUGGUUAAAAGUCCCAUCAACUUGCUAUUAAUACUUGAAUCUCUUUAGCAAAGAUGAGAAAAAGAUUGCUUUGCUUGAUGUGUUUUAUUUUAUACUGUCUCGGUGUUUUAAAAUGACCUGCUCUGAAGUCCAAAGAAUUGGUCAGAAUAACCAUAUUAAAGACCAAAAUCUCCUGGGAAAAUCUAGUACACAAAAGUUAUUUUCAAAGUAUUUUUUUCCUGGAAAUGUGGACCUAUACAAAUUUAAAUUUACUUGAAAUUCUGGGGUGACUGAUGUGAUUUUACAUCACUGUGAAAUGAUUUGUUAUAGAAUUAGAUAAGAACCAGAAGUUGUUGGCACUGGAAAAACCUGAAGAAUCAGGUAGUGGACUAUCAGUUUUUGAUGGAAAUUUAAUUGUUAGUCUUGGGAUACUAAUACACAAGAUAGGAAUGUUCACUGGUUUGUUUCAUUUUGAGUUAUGACCAAGCUUCAUCUUAAAUUUAGUAAUAGAUUAAUUCAAUGAUAAGUUUAGUAAUACUUUAGGGGAAAUAAUUAGAAUGUUUUAAAUAUGUGGAAGGUGGUUCUUUAUUCCUCACACCUUUGGAAUAUAAGGAAACUAGAGAUGUUAAUAGAAAUCAAAGCAGAGUUAAAGACUGCCUAUAAUUUCUAGUUCUUAGUUUUUUACUCUCUAGGUUUGCUAGUAGUGGCAACUGAUUUCUCUGAGACUAUAAAUACAUAUUAAAUCCCAAGAGUAUAAAACUUAAGCAAAAACACUUUCAAAUCCCCAGUUAAUUGCUUGCUUAUUUUAAACAUUGGAACAAACUUAUUUUUAUAGGCCUUCCUUUAAAACUUGUAGAAUUUAAUCCAUAAUGAACUAAAUUCAACUUGAUAGCAAUUUGCUGUAAAUGUUUAAAGUAAAUGAUUUGAAUAUGCAAAAACAUUGCUAUUUUUCAGUCAGUGCAACUCUUUGUGACCUCAUAAGUGUUUUCUUGACAGUGAUAGUGAAGUGGUUUGCCAUUUCUCUUUCCUGUAGAUGAAGCAGACCUUAACUUUUGUUCACUUUGUUCAGGGUCAAGAAACUGUAGCAUGAAAUCUUGAAUCCAGGUCUUGCUGACUUUAGGCCAUGUGCUUUAUCUACUGAGCCACCUACUUGGCAUAGUUUUCAAUGCUGUGCAGUGAAGCAAUUGAUUUCUUCCUAAGAAUUGGAAGAAAUGGAAGACUUCCAUGACUUCCUGAUACUAAGAGGCCAAAUUUCUUAAGCAUCCUCUUAACUGUUUAGUACAUAUCUACACUAUGCUAAUAAUUUCCGUAACAAUGUAAGAAAAGAGAUUUAGGCCAUUGGCUAAGAAAAGUGGAUCAGAAGUUACCUCAAUAAAACACUGGAUGUUUCCAAGUUGAUAGGCCUUUUUGUUAUUGCCUGUUGCCAUUCUCUUAAAAAUUCUGUUGAAUUGUAUUGCUCAAUAUUCAAAUCCUAGAUAUCUUUUGGGCAGUUUGGAAUAGAAUUCAGAACUGUUGGGUUGCCUAAUUUGAUUAAAUUGCCCUUAAUAGAAAAGAUUAGACUUGAUAUAUCUGCAUUAUUAGUCAUCCUGUUAGAAUAAUGGCUUGUUGAAGGGACUGGGGCUGAGAUUUAAACACUAGGACUAAUAUUUAUGUUAACUGAUUAUUUGGAAUUUUAAGGAAAGGAAUUUAGGAGGAAAGGAAUGCUUACCUAUUUAGAAUAAAAGGGAAUCAAAGACCCAAUAGAUGUAAAAGGAACAAAAUUUGACUUCAUUUCAAAGAUGAUUGUGCCCCGAGAAAUUAUGAUUUGGCCUGAGAUGUCACAGUUAACAUUAUCUGACAAUUGGGACUAGGGCCUGGGAUCUCCAAAGGGACUCUUACACCAGAAUAUAAUUUCUGUACUUCUCAAUGCAGGAUAUGAUUUCAACAAAAUGUCAUUUUCUUUGGAUAAAGCCAGAAAGACCAUUUCUUGAGAUUGUUUUCAUAACCUUGCUAACAAAAUUUGAAGAGAUAAUGUUAGUAUGAAAUUCAGACUAGUGCAAAGAUUGGUCAGUCAUUUCCUGGGCAUAAAGAAGCAACUGUCCUUAACAAAGGUUUGUGCUUAAGGAAGUAAGGAGAAAAUAAGAUCAAUAUAUUGUUUCAAUUAGAAAUAGAGAUUGUCUGGUAAACUCAAUAUAAUCACCUAGAGGUAAUGACCCUGACCAUUAAAAAUCCCUCCCCUUCUACAUACCAGUUAUGUGCAGUAAGGUUUUAUCAUUGCUGUUUUUUUUUUUUUCUUAAAAUUGUCAGGCUAUGUAGUGUAACAACUUGAAACUAAAAGGCAGCUGCCUUUGAAUUCUGGAAGAUCCAGGCUCAAGUUCUUCCAUGCUAACACAUCCUAGCUAUCACUGGGCAAGUCAUUUGUUGUUAUCCUGUAUUGGGAGAGGAAGUCUUAUCUGGGAUUUCCCUAAUCCAAUAAAAUCUAGCUGUCCUCAUUUAUAUAUUAAGAAUAUUGAGGCUGAAAACUGACUUUCCCAACCAGGGAAGAGCUGAGGCCAGAUUCAAACUCUUGCUUCCCUUUCUCAAAUACAGCAUUCUAGUAAACCACAAUACUUUUAUCUUCUACUAAAUACUUGGUAUAGUAAUACCUUUAAGAGCUUUAAAAAAAAAAAAAAGAUUGUAUUAGUUGAGAUUAUUUUCUGAUACUGCAUUCAAAUUCUGGCUGUGGAUCCCACCUGUGAAGUAAGUAACUUCACUAGCUUGGUUCCUCAUUUGUUUAAAAGAAAAAUGGCAUUUGGAUUUAAAUCUGUAACGUGGAACAAUUUCUAAGGAAUGGUAGCCUGCCUGUAUGGGAGGUGGUAUUGGUAGGAAGAGACCAAACCUAUUAGACUAGGAAGAGUGAAAUAAAGCUGUUCACCAAAAGUGCAACAGGCCUUGAAUACUGGGUAGAAAAGAUUUCCUAUGAGCAAGGGGAAACCAUGGAUUAGUAAUAUUUUAGCAUUAUGAAGGAUUAGAGAUUGAGAUACUUGAUAAGAGAUACUAGUUAGAAUGUAAAUAUAGUAAAAUAAGGUAAAAAAAAUGAAGGGGAACAGGAAUGGAGAUUUUGUGUGUGUGUAUAUAUAUACACAUGUGUUUAUGAUAUACACACAAACAUGAUUUCAGUCAAUAUUGUAUGAAAGAUGCUAUGUUCCUUUGUCUCGACAGGCAAUCAAGACAUGAAAAAAUGAAAUACUCAGGGGCAGCUAGGUGGCACAAUGGAUAAAGCGCCAGCCCUGAAGUCAAGAGGACUUGAGUUCAAAUUUGACUCAAGAUACCUAACACUUCCUAGCUGUGUGAACCUGGGCAAGUCACUUAACCCCAAUUGCCUCAGGGGAAAAAAAAUCAAAUAUUCCUUAAGAUCCCAUAUCCAAAUGCCUAUAGCGUAUGUUUAAUUUCCAAUCAACUUUUAUAUGAGAUGAAUUUGAUAGCGACUGGCUACUGUACCCCCUCAGGGUUCCAGUGUAACCCUAGUUGGCUAGGAGAAGGUCUAUAAUACCCAUAGAUGUAGAUGAGAUAUACAGAAUGCAAAAAAUUAGAAUCCUGACAUUUAAGAUUCAGCACUGGAUGAUUACAGAUGGGGAAUUUGUAAAUUUAGGCUAAAGGAUUAGUUAAUUGCCUCAGAUUGAAGGUUCAAAUCUACUAUUCAAACAUUUAAAGCUGCUACUCAUUGGACAGUAGAGCUAAAACUAUAAAGAAACAAACCCUACACCUUGAGUUUAUAACAAUUUUCCUCUAUGCACAAGCUACAUCCAUCCAUCUGCCCUUAUAUAGUGAGUAUAAUACACUAAACUAUAUACAAGGAAUAGGGACUGGACCUGUGAUUUCAUUGGUUUACAUUAUUUCAAGAUGAACAAAUUCCCUCUCCAAAUUAGGCCGACAUCAUUGAAAUGAGUCAAAAAAGGUCUAGCACCUGAGAGGUUAAUGUGCAGAAAUUUCCUCAACGUUCGAACCUCUGCACUUUUUCUGCAGUUUUAAAACUUUAGUGGGGCCUAUGGCAGAUAAAGAUUAAAUGAUUUGGCAAGGGUCACCACGUAAGCAGAGGCAGAACUUAAACUCGGGUCUUUCAUGAUCUCUAGUCCCUGCACAACUACUCGAAGACACGCCUCUCUCCCCAAUUCAAUCCAAUCGGCAUUUAUUAAUUGGAUUCUCUGCUCACGACGAUUGUACACUCACUGGAGUGGCAGACCCAGAAUGGUUGAUGCUCACGCACCCACAUCUAUGUAUAUAUUUUCCCGUUUAAGAAAAAAAAGUUGUGCAUGCCUGUUGUAUGCGUUGCCUUGAUCCAAAUGCUUGCUGGGGCAAAUCUACCUGGUUCAGGAAAUGGAUGAGUUAUCUUCCACAUGUGACCCGUCCGAACUCGGCGGGGUCUCAUGGCUCAAAGCCAGUUUUCGCAGUGAUUUAGACACAGGACUGACAGAGGCCACAGCUGGAUGCUAUCAUAAGUAGCAUUAGGAGCCGGAAGAUUUUCCCAGAAGUCUUUUCCUUUCGGGAUAGGGAUGAAAGAUAGCAGCCUCUGCCUCCAACCCUAACCAACUUUACGAAAACACUAUUUCCACCAUCUCGUUCCAAAUGUACUGCUUACCAUCUGCACCCUAGUCUGGUCCAUUUUCAUUAAUGAAUGCUUUACUUUUUAGUGCAUAUACUGUGCUUAAAAAAAAAAAAAAAAAAAAAGAAUCUGGGAAGUUUCUUACACUACAUUCUUUGAGAGUCCCCUUUAAAGGAUUUGGUCCCACCUCUUCCCCGUUUGCCCGCUGGCUCUGCUUUCUGCCAAUCACCUUGUCUUUAGAAUAUUUCCUGUGUACUGCAACUCAACUUGAACGGCUCCGCCUCUUCGGUUCACUCAUUGGGCCAACCAGGGUUCGUUGACUCCUCAGUCUUCCCUCCACCUACUCCUCAAGGUAUUCUAGUCUUCUAUUGGUCAGAACAGUUGAUUCACUGCCGGCGGAUUGGUCGGAUGAAUGGUGGGGGCGGGAACCCAAACCAUCAAGUUAGAUUCCGCACAUGCCGAGUGGUUGCCGCGGGAGGGGGGAAAGGGGAGGGGGGAGGGAAAAGGGGAGGGGGGGCUGGGAGAGUUGAGGCUGCGCUGCCGCCGGGGUCUCCGGCCUUGGGGCCUCUUAGCGGCCGCUAGAAGAAGCGGCUGGGGGCGGGGGGAGAGGGGCCGGGGCCCGCGCUCCCCCAGCCCCGGAGGAGGCCGAGGCAAAGGAAAGGACAAACGGACGGACCCAUCCCGGCGACCGGACACCCCCCCCCCCCUACACACACCCCCUCACCCCGUCGUCCGCCGGGGAUCAUGGCCGGGGCUGGGGCAGCUGCCGCUGCGGCCAGGAGCUCCCUGCCGGCCGUAAGAAGAAAUUAUAAUAUAUAGAUAAUCUCCUGAUAGAAGAUGAUACAUAUGGAUCAGAAACAGAAGUAAGAAGUUGGAAACCAGGAAUCCAAAGUGAAGAAAUUCUGUGAGCCUUUGGAUGAGAAAGGUCCUCCUCUCUGUAACCAUGCCAGAGAUGACAGAAAAUGAAACUCCUACAAAGAAGCAGCACCGAAAGAAAAACCGGGAGACACACAAUGCAGUGGAGAGACAUCGAAAGAAGAAAAUUAAUGCGGGAAUCAACCGAAUCGGAGAACUUGUACCAUGUUCACCUGCACUGAAGCAGAGCAAGAACAUGAUCCUGGAUCAAGCCUUUAAGUACAUAACAGAAUUAAAAAGGCAAAAUGAUGAACUCUUACUUAAUGGAGGAAACCAUGAACAAGCUGAAGAAAUUAAAAAACUACGGAAACAGCUUGAAGAAACCCAAAGGGAAAAUGGUCGAUACAUUGAAUUACUGAAAGCAAAUGACAUUUGCCUGUAUGAUGAUCCUACAAUCCAUUGGAAAGGAAAUCUCAAAAAUGCCAAAGUUUCUGUUGUUAUUCCUAGUGACCAGAUUCAGAAGAACAUCAUUGUGUAUUCAAAUGGAAGUCAACCUGGUGGAAACAACCAAGCGACAGCUGUUCAGGGAAUUACAUUUAAUGUUGGUCAUAAUUUACAAAAACAGACAGCUAAUGUUGUGCCAGUUCAAAGGUCUUGCAAUCUGGUGACUCCUGUGUCCCUUUCUGGAGUUUAUCCCCCUGAAAAUAAGCCAUGGCAUCAGACUCCAGUUUCUUCCUUGACUGCUAAUCAGUCUGUUCCCCUUUGUCUUCCUGCUACCAUUCCUGCUCAGAACAUUCUUGACAUUUCCACCUCAGAAAAUGAGUCAAGUGUGCUUAGUUCUAACAGCUCGCAGAUUACUGUUCCAUCUGGAUCUGAACCCAACCAACAAAGUUCAUCAAGUAUGCCACUAAGUGGGCAGAAUGCUUCUGAAAGCAAAAAUGGACAAGAGAGCCCCAAGUUACCCAAGAGACCCGUGUCCUGUGCUACCAGCAUUCCCCCCAGCACUUCCAUACUUUCCUUUCAAGUGCAACCUGGAAACAAAUCCUGUCUAAGCUUACAGGAUUUUAGAAGUGAUUGUCAGGACAACUUUGUGGUACCAGUUGCUGAUACAGCUUGCUCCCAACCUCUGAGACCUUCAGUCCCUAGGAAUUCCUCUCCAGUGAACAUUAGUAAGAACACAGAUUUAACAAGCAGUGCUGGUGUAGAGCCACCUUCUGUGGCUCUAGCAGUCAAGGCUACAACUGCUAUAAGCACAGUCUCUGCAAGCCAUUUAGACAGUGGUUGGUCUCUUUCUUGCUCUUUGCCUUCUUCAAGUGUUAAUGCUUCUGAUUUGAAAAACAUAAGCAGCCUUACUCGCAUCCCCUCAUCUGGAAACACACAGACAACAUGGACUACAUUGCAACUAGCGGGAAACACUGUUCAGCCAUUAAGCCAGACACCAUCCACUGUUGUCACCCCAAUAUUAAAUGAGCCGGGCAAUAGUACUUCAGCUACCAACCACAAUAGACACAUGGCUACAUGUGUCUUGAAUGGCUUGAAUGGCUCAUAUCCUUCAGAUGGGCAGCAGGUUGAGCAAGUAGUUGUGACUUUGCCUUCUUGUCCAUCUUUACCUAUGCAGCCACUAAUUGCUCAACCACCAAUUAAAACUCAACCUCCCACAAAUAUCCUUCCAUAUAAUUCAACAAUGCAAGUAAUUCAGAUGGCUCAGCCAGUUGGGUCAGCUGUUAAUGCAGGUUCAGCUAAUCAGAAUGUUAUCAUUCUUCAGCCACCCAGUACCACACCGUGCCCAGGAGUUAUGAGAGCCGAAGUUCCCAAUCAAACAGUUGGUCAACAGAUAGUGAUUAUACAGGCAGCUAAUCAGAAUUCUUUGCCACUUCUCUCUGCUCCACCUCCUGGUUCUGUUCGUGUCUCUGUUAAUGGAGCCAAUCCUGUAGUAGUGUCUAAUAAUUCAGUGCAAAAUGUUUCGGCUCCACAGACAUUUGGAGGAAAACACCUCGUCCAUAUAUUACCGAGGCCUUCAUCAUCAUCAUCUAAUUCUACACAAACUUUUUCUGUUACAAUGUCAAAUCAACAGCAGCCUCAGACUAUUUCUUUAAAUGGACAAUUAUUUGCUUUGCAGCCUGUAAUGUCCUCAUCAGGAGCUACGAAUCAAACCCCUAUGCAAAUCAUUCAACCCACCACCAGCGAAGAUCCAAAUACCAAUGUUGCCCUGAAUACAUUUGGUGCUUUGGCCAGCCUCAAUCAAAGCAUUUCACAGAUGGCUGGGCAAAGCUGUGUACAACUGGCUAUCGGCCAGCCUGCCAAUCCUCCACCUGCUGCUACUAGUCGGGUCACCUCAGUUAACUGUGUUUCAUUAUCAACUACUGCAGCAUCUCCUCUAACUACUGAUAACACAACAGUUCUAUCCAACACUGCUAAUCAUAUGAACACUUCUCCAGUGAAAGCUUUAGCUAGUUUGCCUUCUAAUGUGAAAUCAAAAAGAGUGAUCAAAAAGCCAGGCCCCAAAAAACAUCUAGCUAACAAAUCAGCAUGCCCAGUGAAUCCCACUAGGGAUUCAGGGAAAUUAGAUUGUGCCAACACAGAAGGAUCAACUCCGCAAUCAUGUGCUGAUGGGCUGCUAGAAAGCCUACCUGUGGCAUUAACUCCUGCUACUGAAUCUCAAGCAAACAGUGUCAAUGCCUCUGAUUCUCACUCCUUUGAGGGUGUCAAUUCUGAACCUGUAGUGUCAGAGUCUCAUUCAUUAGAGGUGUCACAUUCGCCCUCCCAAGAACCCAUUACAAGUGAACAUUUUGUUUUGACCUCACCAGAUCCUCGAGAUUCUGUGUCCACUUUGCAAUCGGGAAGAUCUCAAAGUAAGCCAGCAACUAGUCCUGAGGUAUCAGACUCUUCCAAGUCCUGUAUUUCAUCUAGUCUCUUGAUUCCCUCUCCAAGUGAUCCACAUAUUUUGGUUUCUCAGAUUCCUGGAUCCUCAUCCACCCAAAGCACCACAAGUACCAGUGGUGCUUCAGGAAUGGAAAUUAUUUCUGAGCCAUGUAGACAGGAUUCGUCAGCUGCAGUGCAAGCCACAAGCUUAUUAAAGGGACAUGGUUUGACUGCAUUGCUCUCUGACCUUACAAAGGAAAAAGAGGGUCAGAAAACCCCUCUUUCAGCUCAAGUGGACCAUCCGAACUUUCCUUCAGAGAACUCUAAAAUUGUUGGAUCAAGUAUUGAAUUGCCUCAGAAACAGGAGCUAUUACUAAUGAAUGGUGAAGGUGGGAAUUUAUCACAGCAUCAUUCCUGUAUUCCUGAUCAAGAGGCCAUUAAUAGCUCUUUGCUUGCCAGCAGGCAGACAGAUUCCCCCAUGUCAACCAGCUCUGGGAGUAGUCGUGGUUUCUCGGUUGCAUCCAUGCUUCCUGAUACCACAAGAGAAGAUGUUACCAACAGUACAUCAGCUAGUACAUGUGACAGUUGUACCUUUGCAGAACAAACUGAUAUAGUAGCACUUGCCGCAAGAGCUAUUUUUGAUCAAGAGAACCUUGAGAAGGGAAGAGUUGGUGUCCAGACUGAUAUACAGGAAACUACUUCCAAGCCAUCUGAAGCUUCAUCUUUAGAGGGAGAGCAGCCUUUCAAAACCCAGGCAGCAAAGGAAAAUACUACAGGACAGGUAGAAGCAACAGCAAAUGAAUUUAGUUCCCAGGAUUCCGUUCAAGCAAAUGUGGAUAGAUCUCUUGAAAAAUCAAGUUGUUCAGUGUCAACUGAAACAUCACAUGCUUCUAUACAGGUUUCAACUUCUCAGUCACCAAGCAUUUCUAGUUUAAGUGUUAAUAAUCUUAUUCAUCAGAGUAGCAUCAACCAUCCUUUAGUUAGCUGCUCAGAGCAACCAGCUAUUCCUGCAACAGUGAAUCUCUCAGUUUCAUCUAGUUCCUAUGCCACUCAACCUCCUGAACCAUCUCUAAUGACUGAAUAUUCUCAAGACCAGUUAAAUACCAUGACUAACAUACCAAAUUCACAAAUUCAAGAAUCACACUUAAAAUCAAGUCAUGAAAGUCGUAAGGAUCCUGCCAAGCGUCCUGUUCAAGAUGAUCUUUUACUUUCUACAGCUAAAAGGCAAAAACAUUGUCAGCCAGCAUCCCUCAGACUUGAAGGUAUGUCUCUAAUGAGCCGGACACCUGACAACAUUGCUGAUCAAACUCAAAUGAUGGUUGGUCAAAUCCCUCCUAACUCUUCAAAUUCAGUGGUACCUGUUAGCAACCCAGGGCAUGUGGAUGACCUUUCUCGAUUAUUCCCACCCAACAACAACUUUGUCACAUCUGCUUUGAGACAACCUGAAGUUCAGUGCAAUUCACAGCCUUCAAUGACUGAGCAGCAACAAAGCCAGGCAGGAAGUCAACAUUUGCAGCCCUUGCAGCAGCAACAUGUACCUCCUGCUCAAGGCAUAUCUCACCUUCAUAAUAAUCAUCCAUACUUAAAGCAGCAACAGCAAGCAGGGCAGUUAAGAGAAAGACAUCACUUAUACCAGCUGCAGCAUCAUGUACCUCAUGCAGACAGCUCCAUUCAUUCCCAGUCUCAUAGUGUGCAUCAACAGAGGACUAUACAGCAGGAAGUUCAAAUGCAAAAGAAGAGGAAUCUUGUCCAGGGAACUCAAGCCCCUCAACUUUCCCUACAGCAGAAGCAUCAUGGAAGUGACCAGUCACGACCCAAGGGUGGGCAACCUCACCCCCACCAUCAGCAGAUGCAGCAACAGAUGCAGCAGCAUUUUGGAAAUUCCCAAUCAGAAAAAAGCUGCGAGAACCCUUCAACAAGCCGAACUCAUCAUAACCACCCACAAAACCAUCUAAAUCAAGACAUUAUGCAUCAGCAACAAGAUGUUGGAAGUAGGCAGCAAAGUUCAGGAGUUUCUUCUGAGCAUGUAACUGCACACAAUCCAAUGCAAAGACUUAUGCCACCUAGAGGGUUAGAGCAACAAAUGGUAUCCCAGCCAAGUAUUGUAACGAGGUCUUCAGAUAUGACCUGUACGCCACAUAGGCCAGAAAGAAAUAGAGUUUCAAGUUAUUCUGCAGAGGCACUCAUUGGGAAAACUUCAUCUAAUUCAGAGCAGAGAAUGGGCAUAUCAAUUCAGGGUCCUAGGGUUUCAGAUCAGCUUGAAAUGAGGAGUUACCUUGAUGUUCCAAGAAAUAAGGGUUUAGCCAUUCAUAAUAUGCAGAGUCGUGUAGAUCAUACAGUUGCCUCAGAAGUUCGUCUUUCUGAUUGUCAGACAUUUAAACCGAGUGGAGCUAGCCAACAGCCCCAGAGCAAUUUUGAAGUCCAGUCCUCAAGAAAUAAUGAAAUAGGUAACCCUGUGUCAUCACUGAGAGGCAUGCAAUCCCAGGCCUUUCGAAUUAGUCAAAAUAAUGGGCCACCUAUUGACCGACAAAAGAGAUUACCUUAUCCACCAGUUCAGAGCCUUCCAGCUGGAAACACCAUUCCUCCAAGAGACAAUGAAAAUGCUUGUCACCAGAGCUUUAUGCAGAGUUUGCUUGCUCCUCACCUUGGUGAUCAAGUCAUUGGGAGCCAACGAUCAAUCUCAGAACAUCAGAGGAAUACACAGUGUGGCCCAUCUUCUACAAUUGAAUAUAAUUGUCCCCCGGCCCACGAAAGCAUCCAUAUUCGAAGAGAAAGUGAAACUCAGAAUAGAGAAAGCUGUGAUAUGUCUUUGGGUGCUAUUAAUACCAGAAACAGUUCUUUGACUAUUCCUUUUUCAAGCUCUUCUUCCUCAGGGGAUAUUCAGGGUCGAAACACAAGCCCCAAUGUUUCUGUACAAAAGUCUAAUCCCAUGAGAAUGACUGAAAGUCAUGGAACCAAAAGCCACAUGAAUCCCCCAGUUACUACUAAUAUUCAUGGGGUAGCACGGCCAAGUCUGCCUCAUCCAUCUGUGUCUCAUGGGAGUGCUGAUCAAGGACCUCCUUCAAUUCGCCAACCUAAUUCUUCAGUUACCCAGAGAUCAAGGCAUCCCCUACAGGACAGCAGUAGUGGUUCCAAAAUCCGUCAAGCUGAAAGGAAUCGUUCUGGAAACCAAAGACAUAAUAAUGUCUUUGAUCCUAGUCUUCCCCACCUCCCUCUGUCUACCAGUGGCAGUAUGAUUAUUGGACGUCAGCAAUCCUCUACAGAGAAGAGAGGAAGUAUUGUUCGUUUUAUGCCUGAUAGUCCCCAAGUGUCUAAUGAGAGUGCGGCCCCAGAUCAACACACUUUGUCCCAAAAUUUUGGAUUCCCAUUUAUUCCAGAGGGUGGUAUGAAUCCACCAAUAAAUGCCAAUACUUCUUUCAUUCCACAGGUUACUCAGCCCAGUGCCACUAGGACUCCAGCACUCAUCCCGGUAGAUCCCCAGAAUACAUUGCCUUCUUUCUAUCCACCUUAUUCACCGGCUCACCCUACGCUGUCCAAUGAUAUUUCAAUCCCUUAUUUUCCCAAUCAGAUGUUCUCAAAUCCUAGCACAGAAAAAGUAAACAGUGGAGGUUUAAAUAACCGAUUUGGAACAAUAUUAUCUCCUCCCCGGCCUGUUGGAUUUGCUCAACCAAGUUUUCCUCUUCUCCCUGAUAUGCCACCGAUGCACAUGACCAACUCUCACUUGUCCAAUUUUAACAUGACAUCUUUGUUUCCAGAGAUAGCCACUGCUCUUCCUGAUGGCUCAGCAAUGUCUCCUUUGCUUACAAUAGCAAAUUCCUCAGCGUCUGACUCUUCCAAGCAGACCUCAAACAGACCUGCCCACAACAUAAGCCAUAUUCUAGGUCAUGAUUGCAGUUCAGCAGUCUAAACACUGAUAAAAACUAAAUGUGAUGGGUGAGAUUAUAUAUUUGUUUAUAUGUAUCUAUGUGUGUAUAUAUUCAUGUGUGCAUGUGUGUGUAGUUCAUUUUCUGUUAUCCACAAUAGGGAAGCAACAGAGAUAAUCCAAAAAAGAAAAGUGACUUAUUGAAAGAAAUUACACUUAAUCUUGAAAUGCACUAUGACUUUUCCCCCCAGUGGAUUUCUCAAGUUUCAAUUAGAGUGCUUUUUAUUUCUUGGGUAUAAAUCAACUGAUAUUAGACAUAGGUUAGCCCUGUAUUGGGUAGUGGGUAAAAGGGAGCCCAUUGUCAAAAACUAUUUUUAUAGAUAAUCCAUAGAUAGUAAAAACAUUAUGGCUAGUGAUCAAAUUCUGGCUGAUGUCCAUAAUGAAAGAACCAUGAACAAAUAUGUGAAUUGUACUUAAUUAAUUUCUUCCUCACUCAAUAAUUGGUUUGUUUAAGAAAAAUGUUAUUGCCUUGAUUUAUAAAAGCUCCAGGAAAUUAAAAAUAAUUUGAUUUCAUAAGUCUUGCAUUUCAAAACAGGGAGCCAAAUUCAAUAGACACUUAAAAAUGUUUACUCCUGCAGUCAAAAGCCUUUAUUUAGAUGUUAUUAGCCUCAGCAAUAGAAUAGAAUUAGAGCUAGAAGGAACCUUAUAGUUUGUAUCUAAACCAACCCUCUCAUUUACACCAGAGGAGACUAAGGGCCACUAAUUUUCCCAGAUAGAUUUUUAAAAAAUCCAUGUUUGAAUUUGCUAAUUAUUCUUCCUUCUUUUUGUAAAGUAGUGCUAUUCCAUAAAGGCAUAAAUACUCAGUAAAUGCUUGAUUAAUUAGGCUCAUCAUUCUGUUUGAACUAAUUUCCUUUGUAUUUGUUGAUCAUUAGUUCUUGUUAAUGAUAAUAUAUUGAAUUUCAUAUGAUUGGUUGAAUUUUUCAUUUCUCAUUUGAGAAAUAUUUUCACAUUACAUAAAAAUAGAGAGCCAGCUCUGAAAGUAGGAGGAUCUGGAUUCCAGGUUUCGCCUCUGACAUAUACUAUAUGACCAUUGACAAGUCAUUUAACCUCUCAGUAUUCUAGGCAACUCUCUUAAGACUAUAAGUUGUUGAAGUUACUGAUCCUCACUGGAAGAGGGAGUUACCUCAUCUCUUUGUACCUUAUAUGAUUAAAAUCACAGGUCCAAUCUGUCCUUAUUGAUUCAUAGCCUACCCCUUUCCCUUUUUGGUUUCUCUAAAAAAUGAUGCACUUCACAGUAGAACUACACAGAAUUCUCUUUUGGGAAUUUACUAUUUUUUUCCUGCUGUGGAUGUUAAGGAGUUUAAUCCUUAUUUGGAAAGACCAUUAUCUUUGUAUUUGGAAAGAAAAUACAUACAAAGGUACAUACACACAGAGGCUUAUAUGCAGAACCUGGAUAAUUAAUAGGUUUGCCUCUGUAAAAAUCUAUUGGUUGGAACCUGCUAAAGGAAUGAGAAAAAGCUUUUAAAAAGUUUAUUGGAUUAAAAAAAUGCCUAUUUCAGAAACAUAAUUUAGUAUGGCUAAUUAACAAAGAAAUUACCAUGUUCCCUCAUAAUUUCCCUGGCCUUUUUAGCAGGUAUUUUAAUGCUACAACAAAGUGAAUUGGUGAUGGGGAGUGGCUUGUGAUAAAUUAUUCCCACUGCUAUGGUAAUGGGGUAAACCUAAAGGACCACAGCUUCUACAGAAUAUUUUUCUCCCCUUAAUAGAUUAUCUGAAGUUUUGGUCAGGGCAGUUUAUCCCUGUUAAUACCUCUUCUAAAGACUCUUUCAUCAGUAGGGUCAUUUGUGCCUCUUUAGCUGCUCUGGCCAAACUCAAUUGCUUUUGCCACAAGGGAAAGCAGCCUCCUGGACAUGAGGGAGGUUGUAGUUGUUGUGAAAGUUAAAUGAGAUAAGGUUGUGAAACUUUCUGUAAACUUACCUAAACGCAAGCUAUUAUUUUCCAUCUCCUCAAUCCUAUAUUUUCUCCAUAAUACAGGGAUGGAUUGGGGUAUGUGUGAACUUAAGGGCAAUGGAUAGAUGAUGAAUAUAGUAAACUAACAGGAAGGAGGACAAGAUAUGUUUUUGAACUUAUUUUCAGAUAUAAAUCCUUAAAAUCAAACUUAACAGCUUCCAUUUGCCAAUUCAAAAAGUGAGCAGGUUUUGAAAUAUAGACUACAUGUGAAUAUAUAUGCACUUCUCUACAAUCAUUUAGGACUAUUCAAAGCCUGAAAGAUAAGCAGAAUAGUUAUAAAUUUAAGAGCAACUAAUUAAGCUGCUUUUUUUCCUAAAAAGUCCUCAAAAUCCAUAAAUGUUCCCAAGUACCUUCUAACAAGCUUAUUGCUUUAUUCAGCUCAGGUCUGGCCAGAGGCACUUAUUUAUUUGCAUUACAUUUAGCUUUAGGUACGUAGCUAUUUUGAUUUUUGAGUGACCCUAAAUCUAUUUGGUCAAGGCCGGUCCUUUCCCCAAUUAUCUCAAAAAUGAUGUGACCACAAAUGGAGGGGAGGGGUUUUCCCUGUUAUGAGCUGUUUUACUUAUGUUUAUGUCCUUACAUUUAUCUCGAUUCUAUGGGGAACAUUCUGAUUGAGGGCUUAAAUCUAAAAGUAAAUUGUGUAUUUAACAUAUAUUAAUAUACGUGUUCUUAUUUGGAUUUAAAACAUCAGUGCCUAUGGUGAUGUAUUGAAGCAGUAUUAAAUAUGUGAUAUACAAAUUUUGGCAAUUGAUUCUGUAAUAAUGAGUGAUUUGGUAUUAGCUAAUUGUUGAAAUUUUGGGGGCAAGGAAACAUGUAUGGGUUAUUUUUCUGGAAAAAAAUUAUAAGUUAACAAUUGGUUUAUUAAUUCAUAGUUGGAGAUUGAACCCAAUUCUGAAGAUGAUUUUAUAAUCUCUUUAUUAUUCAAGGUUAACUAACUCCAAGUCAGUAGUUGCCCAGGGAGAUGAUUAUCCAUUAACUCAUGGAUUUUUUUGUCUUUGUUUCAGUAUUGGUUUAGAAAUUGCUGAUAGAAAAAUUAACAUUGAAACAUUUGAUUUUUCUUAAGUAUAAUUGCCUUUUAAUGGAAUGAAAAGUUGAGAUUUUGGUUUGUGUGUAAUUUUUAUGUAAUUGUCAAAGAUGAAAGUACUCAUGUUUGAUACCAUCCUUGGCUUUGUCACACAACAAGUUAAUGAAGGUGCAGGGAAGAUGGUCUUUUAUGAUGAUUAUGCUUUUCUUUUUUGUUGGAAUAUUUGGAAGUAUGAGACCUGUCCCUAAUUUUCAAAAUAAUGAGUGAAAAGUCAGUGAUGAAUUUGUUUUGUAAAAUGUAAUAUAACUGAACUGUGAAAAAAAAGAGAAUUGGAAGCUGGGUUUGGGGAAAGGCAAAACAUUCCUUUGCCAACAAAUCUCAGUCAUGUAACAAUGCUUAUGCUGAACUGGAACCAAAAUUAACUCUUUAAGUCAUCUUACUUGAAAUAUACAAAACAAUUAUGCAUUUUAAGGGAAUUACUAUUUGUCUUCAAUAUUUUAACUAUUUACAUAUGCCUUCUUAGUUGUUAUAAAGGGGGUAAGACUAAAACCCAGCUUUAAUAAUGUGAUAAUGUAAUGAAAUUUGAGUGCAGUUUAAAACAUUGGCAAAAACAGGAACUCCAAAAAUGUUUCCAUCUUUCCCCUUUCUGUCCUGAUACAUGGGUAUGCAUAUGUUUCCUCCCUUACCAUUCCAUGUCAUGUGAAUGGCAAUCAGUUAGCCUGGGCAUUCUCUUAGCAGAAUGAAGCUUUCUUUUGCCAUGAAAAGGCCAUUGGCCUGAUAGUUUAUAGAAGUGGUGUGCUAUAUUCCUAGAUUAGUGAUUUCCAGUAUCUGGUUUUGUUGAACCAACUUGACUCAGUUAUUUCAAAGGGUUGUAAAGAAAUUCUCAAAACCAAAUUAAAAUGGAUUUCAUUUUUUAAAAAGUGUCACCUUGCAUUAAAUUUGUUUUAGAGGUAGUAGAAUUGAGUAGGGAGAGCAAAGGGUAGAAAAAGUGGGGAAGGGAGGCCACAAAUUCAAUAGCAGCUUUUGAAUGCAAUUCCAAAAAGUUAGGAAUCUUUUUUCGAGUUUAUUGAUUUACAAGCACAGGUAAAUCUCAUAUUUGCCUCCAGUUGAAAUGUAUUAGGGCUCUGUGGCUCUGGGGGGCAACAGUGACAUCCAAUGGCCAUUUGAGACUACUGGAUUUAAUAUUUCUGAUGAAUUUCAUGACAUCCAUUGAAUGUUGCUUUCCCUUUCCUGUCCAAAGUUAAAACAACCAUUUUCCUUUUUUGGAUGCCUUCCUUUCUGUCUUCUAAACGUAUGUGGAUCCUGAAAGAAUACUGGAGCUUAUUUGCAGGGUGAUUCCAAGAUCAAUCUGAGGCAAUCCAGUUAAAUUUAUAGAAAGUGAAGAUCUUUCCAAUGUCUAAUUCUGUACCGGUAUCCUCUUGCGAUAGUACUGCACUUUAACUGAAACUGUGCCUCUAUAUAUUGGAACAUAUCACCCACCCAGUCAUUCAAAAAAAAAAAAAAGCAAAGGAACAGCCAAAGUUAUAUCUACCAUAUCAUUGAGUGCUUCCCCCCCCCACCAAAAGAAGUCCAGCUCUUGUUUUUCACUGUUGCCUUAUCUUACUGAGCCAUCUUUGAUACUGAUCUUGUCAGAAACAGUUAAUAAUUGCAAAACUUUAAACUGGGAACUUGUUUGUGAUGGCAUUUCAAAUUAGUGGCUUUAGGUUUAAAGAACCCCAUCAAUAUUGAUCUUUCUCUUUCUGUGGCCCAUGGAUCCUGUGUGAAGAAGGUGGGAGUAGUCAGAUACAUCUUAUCCAACUAAUCAAACUUUAAAAAAAAAAUAAAUUGUAUAAUAUGGAAAUGUCAUUUUUGGAUUACUGCAUAAUGUAUAAUGUAUCAUUGUAGAUGAUGUGAUCUUACAAAUGGAGAAUUUGGAGGGCUAUCUCCAUUUAUAGUUUUAACACAUACUCCAAAACAGGUGGCCUUUAUUUUCUAGAUCCUUUUGUUCUAUAUAAUGGGACACUUUUGACUGUGUCCUAGAAACUUGAAGUUUUCACUACUUUGCUUUUAAAGAUCCCAUUGUUUCCUCAAGUCUUAUAAGUCAUUCUUCUUAUGUAGGGUCAUUAAGGCACUGGACUAUACUAUGGUGAAUUCUCUUUAGGGGAAGUUGAAUUAUUUCUUUUCCAAGUAGGAUGGGACCAUACAGUGUUGUUUAAGAUGCUGCUGCUCUUUUAGUGUGAAGGAGAAUGGCUUGACUUCCACUUUUCACACAUAAAAUAUUUCAUUUUGAUAACAGGGUGGAGGACAGUGAGGUAGAAAUAAUAAUUAUCUUCACAGAUUUUUACAUAUACUGCCUGAGAAGAUUACUUACAUGGCAGUCACGAAGAGAAAUUAAAUGCGUUUCUUUCAAUAGUGUAAUUAUUUGUAUCUAUACAAAGCCAGCAGAAUCUGCUGUGCAACAUGUCUUAUAAUUGUAAAUUACCUGAUUUAUAAUUCUAAUGGAAAUUCUAGUUUCCUUUUUGUAAUGGAAUCCAGAACAGAAAUGUAUCAUAUCAGGAACGUCAUACAGUUGUAAAUAAGAUUGUGUCCUGUUUAUUUUGACAUCUUUUUAUAGAUACAUUGCAUUAGGGUGUGAAUAUUCUAAACCAUGCUCUUGUUUAAAGUUUUGAAAUUUUUAUUGUUAAAUGUAACACUUUAAUGGUUGUAAUAAUUAUUUGUAUAGAUAUGAAUAUAGUAUUUUAUUUAAGAAAAUAAACUUUGCAUUUUUGCAUUGUAAAGUC